Molecule: messenger RNA, 2422 nt
Organism: Sinocyclocheilus anshuiensis
Lineage: Eukaryota; Metazoa; Chordata; Actinopteri; Cypriniformes; Cyprinidae
Product: serine/threonine-protein kinase MAK-like
Exons: 13
Coding region: 313-2004 (563 amino acids)
Biological process (GO): protein phosphorylation
Molecular function (GO): ATP binding; protein kinase activity
Source: RefSeq, a predicted model, not a curated record
GACUCAUGACUUCCGGCUGCGGCUGGCUGUGUGUUGUUAGACGUAGCGAGUGUCGGUUGCCAGGGUGAGGAUGGAUCACACCUCUUUAAAAAAGAGAUAAACUUACGUAGUAUCUCUCUUAAACACGUCUGUCAUAUCUACACACAGGCAACGACUAUCAGGGAGGAGUGCCAUCACAACGUGCCAACAGUGGGAUGGAGUGGCGUUCACUGCUUCACUUCUCUUAAGCUCAUCUACAGGACAGAUAUGAUCAGGUGAUCUGAGAGGAGAGACGUCCGUCUGUCAGUACUGUUUCUCUGGGUGAGAGUGAAGAUGAACCGUUACACAACACUCAAGCAGCUGGGUGAUGGGACCUACGGCAGUGUUCUGAUGGGGAAAAGCAAUGAGUCUGGAGAGCUAGUGGCCAUCAAGAGAAUGAAGAGGAAGUUCUACUCUUGGGAGGAGUGCAUGAAUCUGAGAGAGGUCAAGUCACUGAAGAAACUGAAUCAUGCUAAUGUGGUGAAGUUAAAGGAGGUGAUACGAGAGAAUGAUCACUUGUACUUUGUCUUUGAAUACAUGAAAGAAAACCUCUACCAGCUCAUGAAAGACAGGGAAAAUAAGAUGUUUUCUGAGAAUGAAAUAAGGAACAUCAUGUUUCAAGUUCUCUCUGGUUUGGCAUUUGUGCACAAGCAUGGUAAGAUUUUCUUAUACUUUCAUUUGUUCUUCUCUAAUGCGCUAAAGAUCUUCAUAACACUGUAUCGAGCUCCAGAGGUGUUAUUGAGGUCACCAGUGUAUAGCUCACCAAUAGACAUCUGGGCAGUAGGCUGCAUCAUGGCUGAACUCUACACGCUUCGACCUCUGUUUCCUGGCAACAGUGAGGUGGAUGAGAUCUUCAAGAUCUGCCAGGUUCUUGGUACAGUAAAGAAGUCAGACUGGCCGGAGGGUUAUCAGCUUGCUGCUGCAAUGAACUUCCGCUUCCCCCAAUGUGUUCAUACACCACUGAAAACUCUGAUUCCCAACGCCACCAAUGAGGCUGUAGACCUCAUGAGAGAUCUCCUCCAGUGGGACCCAAAGAAAAGACCCUCUGCUGCAAAGGCACUCAGAUACCCCUACUUCCAAGUAGGACAAGUUCUGGGCCCCCUACCCAUGACUCCUGAUGUACAGAAGGCUCAGAUAAAGAUGACCCUGCCUAGUGAACCCAGAUCAGAGCUGCAGUCUGUCUUAGAACCAGUGCUGCCAUCACAGACUAAAGGCCAAAGCAGAAACUCCCAUCAGCCACUGCAGCAGAUUCCUCUGCCCCAGUCUCUUUCUCAGACAGACCCUCUCGCUCCAUACACACAAAAGGUGGUCGGGGGUGAGAACAGUUUGAUUGGGCUGAAGAACGGACGAAGAAGGUGGGGACAGACCAACAUGAAACCCUCAGACAGCUGGGAUGAGUCUGACUGUUCUGAUUCCGCAGCAUCCCUCUCUAAAAAACCCAGCAAAGGCCCAGAGGAGGAGAAAACUACUACACAGCCCAAGGACCAGAAACCCCUUUAUACAUUUAGCACUGUAACAAAAUUACCAAAUACCAGCAGACUGAACCAGCCAGACUCUAGUCACCAGAGCACCUCUUCAGCCAGACAACAUUACCUGCGCCAGUCCAGAUACCUGCCAGCCGAAACCAGGAAACACAUCAAGCGCCACCUGCUGGCAGAGAGUGAAUCUGCAUCUCAUGGAUCCGUAGGACAAAGGAUUCAGCUCGCCCCUCUCGGACACCAGCAUGCACUUGAUCUCUCUGCCACUGCUGACUUAAAAACUGGCAAAGCUAAAUCUUCAAAGUCCAAACCUUCCUCUACAGUUUCAGUCAGUGAGAUCUCUGAAGAUUAUGAAGGAUGGAAAAGGAGAGCAGACCGAACCCAACCUAAAGGAACAAGUUACUCGGCUCUGGGCAAAAACUCCACCAAUCUCAUGGCUCGUGCUCCACCGGUUCAGCCAGUGCAUGGGCGGGUUGACUGGGCUGCAAAAUAUGGAAGCCAUCGCUAAUAUAUAUGAUGCGAGCUACAGCUUCUGUGAGAACUAAGGCCUGUUUCAACACUCGUGAAUAUUGUAUAAACGUGUAUCUUUUUGUUUCUAAGAGGAGCAGCUAGGAUAGAUCCACACCACUUAAGCCCAAGGCUGCUUAAUUGUUCGAUUAAAAACAAGAAUCUGUGUACAAUGGAUUUUUACAAACCUAACAAUUUGUUCAUCUUUAAAUGUCUUGUUCAGUUUAUGCAUCCAAUGCCUGUAAUCCUUAUUUUCAAUGGAAUGGGUAGAGCUAUAUCUGAUAUAUUGCAUUUAUUUUUUGUAACCCUUGACAUUUUUUUAUAGUAUGCAGUUUUUAAAUAUAUUCUUGUUUUCUUUUUUGUGUUACUGUGAUUUAUACUGCAAGGCAGUGUUAUUUAUAUUUCCUUGUAUGUUGAGU